Messenger RNA from Lucilia sericata (common green bottle fly), 2069 nucleotides. Its product is annotated as zinc finger protein 43-like. Gene Ontology annotation, molecular function: RNA polymerase II transcription regulatory region sequence-specific DNA binding; DNA-binding transcription factor activity, RNA polymerase II-specific. Gene Ontology annotation, cellular component: nucleus. Lineage: Eukaryota; Metazoa; Arthropoda; Insecta; Diptera; Calliphoridae. Gene Ontology annotation, biological process: regulation of transcription by RNA polymerase II. The transcript is spliced from 4 exons. The record is from RefSeq and is a predicted model, not a curated record. Bases 264 to 1967 code for a protein of 567 amino acids.
GAUUGAAUUGACAGAACAAAAACAAAUGUUGAAGUUCUUUUUGUAAACAAACUUAUUAUUUUGAUUAUUAUUAACAAAUUUGAGGCAUUUAAUAAAUAAUUAAAGUUUUAUUUAACUGCAAUGUUAAUUUCUAACUAAAUACAAAACGUGUUAGAGAAAUUACUCGCCUUUAAAAAUUAGUUAUUUAUAAUACAAACAUCAAUGGCGGCGCAUAAUUAAUAAAAUUACAAGAUAUUUGUGGAAUUUUUUAAAUAAUUAUCAAUAUGGAAAGUGCAAUAUCACCAUCCUUUAACUGUGAAUUGUGUCACAAAAAUUUUGUCCAAAAAUCUUCUCUCAAUCGCCACGUUAGGGAGCAACAUUUACAACCAGGCUUAUACCAGUGCAAACAAUGUGGUUUAAGAUUUUCCAAAAAAUACAAUCUGCAAAUGCAUAUUAAAAACAUUCACACAAAAACUUUGCAAAAAACUAAUAAAUACUUUAAAAGUUCAGAUGGCAAACGAGAAUUUACAAAUUUGUCUAAUUUAAAAGCUCACAACAAAGAGUCAUAUAAUAAUAUUGAAUUAAUUAAAUCUUCCAAUCCUCAAGAGGAAGAUGUACUAGAACCAGAUGCUCAAACGUUGGCAGCAACUGUUUUAAAGGAAUUGAAAGAAUUACAAAAAGAUAUACAACCAAUAGAAGCGGCAGAAGAGAAUUUAACAACUGCCACAGACUUUGGAAUAAGGAACAUUGUUGUUAAAGAUAAUUUAUAUCCCUCAGGACAGUUUAAACAAUUAAAAGUACAAAGUAUUAAACGUUUCGAUGGAUUUUCCUAUUUAAUUUGUGAAUUCUGUAAAAAGGAAUUUAAAAAAUUAUAUAAUUUCUUAAGACAUCUCAGAACUCACACCAAAAUACGACCUUUUAUUUGCGUUUUAUGUAAGAAAUCAUUUCCCACUACCGCUCAGUUAAAAACACAUUGUUCCAUUCAUCGUUUACAUGAAAGUUUUGGAUUAAUAAGGAAAUUUUAUCAAUGCCCCAAGUGUAAAGAAGGUUUUAGUGCCAGACAACAAUUCGAUAAACAUUUAAGCUCCUCUUUAACCUGUAGCCAGUUAACAUUCAAAUGUCCACACUGUGGUAAAACCUUUAAAACUUUGAAAACUUUAAUAAACCAUAAACAUGGCGAAAAGGAUAAUGAAAUAGAUUUACUCAAGAAAAUAUUACCCAUCCCUGAGCCGGUCUCGGGGGAAUAUGACUGCAAUUUGUGUGGUUUAACGUUAAGUAGUCAAAUUGUCUUAAAACAACAUGAAAACAGACAUGCAAAUCUAUUUAAACAUCAAUGCUUGGAAUGCCAACAAACAUAUGCCACGCAAGCGGCUUUAAGGAUACACACUAAAACUCAUUUAAAGUAUACAAGUUUCAAAUGUCUUUAUUGUAGCAAAACAUUUAAAACAAAACAAAAUUGCCGCCAACAUAUGAUAACACAUUUGAAAAUGUUAAUAAACACUAAGGAGCAAAAGGAAAACUUGUUAAAAUAUCCCAUAUUUAUAGGAAAUGAACAAACACAAAACGAACAAAUGUGUAUAAUAAAAAAACAGAAAUCAAAGAUUUCACAAAUAGAGCCAAAACUUUUUAACGCAAAGGUAGAAUUCAAAUAUAAAUGUUCCAAAUGUGAUAAGACAUUUCGUUAUAAUGCCUGGUUGAAAAAACAUUUCAACUAUAAACACUCUAAGGAAAAGCCCUAUGAAUGCGAAACUUGUAGGCACAAGUUUCGUUCAAAACAAUCUUUAGACAACCAUCAGUUGGUGCAUGCAACACAGCGCGUCAAACAUACUUGCCAAGUGUGUGGUCGUCUAUAUGCCUCUAAUAAAUCUCUAAAAUUGCAUUUGAGAAUUCAUACACAAGAAAAACCCUUCAAAUGUAAUAAAUGUUCCAAACAGUUUCGUACUUCUGGUCAUUUUAUACAACAUUGUAAAUCAAAUCACAAGGAAUAAAGGUAAAUCGUAAUCUUUUUAUUUUAAAAUAUAUAAAUAUUGAUUUAUUCAUAAUUUUUGAUUUCACUACAUAAAGUAAUUAAACUAAUUAUUUAUUUUAUA